Tilletiopsis washingtonensis is the source of this 928-nucleotide messenger RNA. Its product is annotated as NAD(P)-binding protein. Bases 109 to 876 code for a protein of 255 amino acids. Lineage: Eukaryota; Fungi; Basidiomycota; Exobasidiomycetes; Entylomatales. The transcript is spliced from 4 exons. The record is from RefSeq and is a predicted model, not a curated record.
CGUCGAGCCAGAUCUCGGCGACUGAGGCUUCCCGCUCGUCGGCCUACUUGAGCAGCGGCCUCCCGCCUUUUCCCUUCACGCACCCACAUCCACACAGCUCCAGCAAACAUGACCACGCCUCUCAAGUUCUUCAUCAUCGGCGGGCACGGCAAGGUUGCUCUCUCCCUGACCUCUCAGGCGCUUGCGCGCGGCCAUUCCGUCGUGUCGCAGAUCCGGCAGAAGGCGCACAUCAGCGACCUGCCCGAGGGCACGCAGCCGCUGGUGGAGAGCAUCGAGGAGACGGAGCAGGCACGCCUCAUGCAGCUCCUCGACGAGCACCAGCCCAACGUCGUCGUCUUCGCUGCCGGCGCCGGAGGCAAGGGCGGAGAGGAACGCACGUGGGCCGUCGAUCGCGAUGCGGCGAUCCGGGUCUUCGAUGCCCUAGAGCACUCCAAGCUCGCCAGCUCGGCCUCCUUCCGCCGCCUGCUCGUCGUCUCGGCCAUCGACGUGCGUGGCGCGGACAAGAGCGCGCCGGAGUGGUAUGGCGACAAGGACUUCGAGACGGCGAAGCGCAUGCGUGAUGUUCUGGGCACGUACAUGGCGGCAAAGCACGCCGCCGACGUCUCGCUCUCCACGCGCACGUCGUUCCCGUGGCUCGUGCUGCGUCCGUCUCGUCUGCUCGACGACCCCGGCACGGCGCGUGUCUCCCUCGCGGCACACACGACGAUCUCGGAGCCCGUGCGCCGCGAGGAUGUGGCGCAUACGCUGCUGCAGCUCGCAGAGCUCGAGAAGGGCAAGGGUGACGGCCAGAUGUGGAACUUAACGCAGGGAGAAACAGAGAUCGGAGCGGCGGUCAAGGAGGCGGCGGAGCGUAACAGGACGGACUGGGUCGGCUAGAGGCUGCUCGUCACCGCUGCGAGGCAAUGAGAUGCAUCGAGAUCGCAGGCUG